CAACUGAAUUAGAAUCUAUUUUAACAAGAAUAUCCAGAAGAGUGAGAAAAAAAAUGGUUUUAACAAACUGUUCUGGAAACUAAACUGGUAAUUAACAGGAUAAAAGUAAUUGUAUUGAAAUGCUUUGCUUCUGUGUGGUACAUCCAUCCUUUACUCUGUAAAAUCUACAUUUAUUUAGGAACAUUUGAAAAAUCACUGACAAUGAAAGGAAUGUUUUGCAUGUAGAUUUUUCUAGAUGCGUAUCUUUUUCAUGUGUCCGUAGUCUAUGGAUCUUCUAGUUAAUAAGUUUUCUUAGGUACCCCAACUUUAGCAUGUCUUGAUGUAUUUCCGGUCUCUUGACUCAUGCCUGUAUGUCAGAACUUCAUGAUAGUACUGUCACUACCAUCGUAAACAAGUAAUGUGACCAUACCCCCUCCAUUGUGACGGUGAUAAAGUUUUAUCUAAUUAUUUUAUAGGUGUAUUUUGUAUAUGUUGGGGGGGGAAAUGAAGAUAAUAAAGAAAAGGCAGCUCUUCCACUGACAACUUGGAAGGAAAUAAUUUCCCCUUAUUUAGCAUUAGAAGACCAGCUCAUUCUUCAAGUCUUCUGAAACAAAAUUAGAUGUGGUAGAGGCCCAGGAGAAGGUUGCAAAACUAUUUUUGAAUGAGUCAUCAUCUGAAGAGUUGAACUACCCAAAAUGAUCCAAAAACAUGCAAAUACAGAAGCUGAAUUCAUUAUUAGUAAUAUUGGCCAUUGGAUUUAGAAAUGACUAGGGAGAAUGGAUUGGGGAGAUAAAUAUUCCCAUACUUCUUUUGACCUACAUUGUUUGUUAAAUUCACUUCCUGGAGACUUGGAGUUUAAGCAGAUCUUCAGUGACAUUGAUGAAAAGAUAGAACAAAAUGCUACAAGCAUAGAACAUUGCAUUAAAGAAAUACAAUCUGAAGUUAACAAGCAGUGUCCAGAUGUGCAGCUGCAAACGACAACUGACUGUUUUGAGUGGCUAGAUAACUAUAAUUAUAAUUCAUCCAAGUCACCUUCCAUUCCCCAUGGAGAUUUGAUAAAAUUCCUCAAAACACUGCAAGAUUCGUUGAAGAGUGAACUAAAUCAAGAAGAAGUGAUACUGGAUUUACUUUGGGAUCUCUCCUGCCAGAGCAGCGUUUCGUUCCCGGCAACUCUAAGUGGAGCAUCUUUCCAUUUCCUCUCUCGGACUUCUCUUCAUUCUGUGGAAGAUGAUUCCUCCAUGGAUGUACAGUCUAUCUGGGAUAACGUAAGACUACAUCUUCGACGCUUCUUAGUGAACAAAUUACAAAGCCAUAAUGAAAUCAUCAAUUCACAGCACAAAAUUUGGUUGAAAAAGCAGUGCAUACAACAACUGUUGUUUCUUUAUCCAGAAUCAGAAGUUAUAAUCAAGUACCAAAGCAUACAGAAUAAACUGUUGGCUGAGCUCCUGCAGAACUGUUUUCCUGCUUAUAGCAGAGAAUUGAAUUUAGACAUAAUGGCUCAUGGAUACCAAAGUACAAUGCUUAGGUUGUACUCAAUGAUAAAAGAAGAUUUUAACACACUACACGAAAUUUUAGCUCCCACCUCAACGUUGAAAUUCAUUAAAGAAACUUACCUGGAUACUGUUGCAGAAGAAAUGGCAAAGUUUCUUGAAAAUUUUUGUGAGCUGCAGUUCAAAGAAAGUGCUAUCCGUGUGAUUAAAACAAGCAAGAGCUCCAGCAGGCAUAGAGGAUCAGUGCAUGCUUUGGUUACACCCGAAUGUUCACAGAAAGGAAGAAACUUUUUCCUCUCCAUAAAUGAACUCAAAUUCUUAGCACAGCUCGUAAAAUCCUUUUUGAAGCUGGAAGAAAAUGUUGAAGAAUUAUUGGAAGAAAUAUUUAUAUCACUCAAGACACCCAGAAAUCCUUCAGGAAUUUUAGAAACAUCCAGUUGGAAAGUUGUAACAGAGAAACCUAAAAGAAAUGCAACUAGUGUUCCUUCAGAGCAAUUGCUACCAGUAAAAGAGGCUACUUUACCAGACUUUCGUUGGCGAAAUGCAUUUAAAGAAGUGUCUCUUCCUGUGGCACAUUGUAUAACAGCAGCAACUGAAGAUUUUUCCACAAAAAUUCUCCAACAGGAACAGAAUGAAAGGUCUUCAGCUGUAACCUAUGCUAUGAACCUUGUAAAUGUCCAGCAAGUCUGGCAAGACAGUCAUGUGGUUCCGGAGGAGGACCAACCAAAGAAAAUUGCAAAGUUUUGUUCUGACAUCAUGGAAAAACUUGACACAAUGCUUCCACUGGCUCUGGCAUGCAGAGAUGAUUCUUUCCAGGAAAUUAGAGCAAACUUUGUGGAGGCCUGUUGUAAAGUGGCAACAGCUGUCCUGGCGAGACUGCAGGAGAGGGGCAAGGAGUUUCCUUCCAGAGCACCCCUGACAAACUUACACACAUUGCUCUCCACAGCGGUAUAUGUCUUCCAGCAUUUUACGCAUUUUGAUAAUUUGUUGAAAGAAAAUACUAAGAAACCCAUAUUCCUGGUGCCUGUCCAACGAUAUCAGGAAUUCAUCAACACUCUACAGUUUCAGGUUACGGACUACUGCGUCAGAGUUUGUGCUACAAGCAUUUUACAGGAUGCUGAGAGCCACCACUGGGAUGACUACAAAGCUUUUUAUGAGGGGGAAAGAUGCUCCUUCUCACUCCAGAUGUGGCAUUAUUUCUUCUGCGCUCUUCACCAUGAUCUCUGGACCAUUCUGCCCCCGAAGUUAGCCCAGGAAAUUCUAACAGAUGUGCUGGAGAAAUGUUUGGGUCUACUGGCCUCCAGAUAUGCUCGGGCCCAUCCCAGUUAUAAGAGAACUCCACAGAUAAGACUUGAUGUCACGACAAUUUUAAUAUGCACUGAGAACUUAUUAUGGUCAAUUUGCACAUCUGUACAGAAGCUUUUGAAUCCCCAUCAGUAUAUAGAUGAUAAAAUUUUUAAAAUUCAUACCCAUUGUAAUAAUCUGUUUACAACAUUAGUCAUUUUGACUUCACCAUUAACUGAAUUAUAUCAGACUUUUCAGCAUGGCAUGGAUGACUCUGCUUCAAAUUCCAUCAAACCAUUUUUUAAGCAACCAUUACAUUGGUUUUCUUGCAUAUCACAUUUCUACCCUUCUUUACUCAGGGCUCCAUCAUCUGGACGACUGACAGCCGAGGGUCAAUUGAAACUGCUCUUAUCCCAGCCAGGUUGUAAUUGGAAACUGCUUCUGGAAACCCUACUGCAACAAGAUGGUCUUUUACUGAGAAUCUUGCUGAAGAGCUCAAAAUGUACCUUUCAAGAGCAAGGUUCUGAUACAGAUGAUAAUCUGAACCAAGGAUCCAGCUUAAUAGAAACCAUCUUUAAAGUAUUGUACCAUUGCAAUUUUUCUCCACAAACAUUUGGAAAUGUUUUUGUGAGCUACAUGGAAGAAGAACAAUUAUGGAACUUUCUAUAUAACAUUCCAGUCUCAACAUGCAUGGAGUCCGAGCCAGAGGUCAUCCGAUGCUUGAGAUUGGCACUGACUGAUGCUAUCAAGGACAUUGUACAGCAGAUAGUAUUUGUGAUGAGGUCUGGGAGAAACUGUGGGCCCAACCUAAACAAGCACAGUGUUCCUGAACGUUUGCGUGAGAGCAUUCCAAAGGAAUGGAAUUAUACUCCAAAAGAAACUAAGAGGAAAGAAUCAAGCAAAGGCUUCACGAGGCUUGCUGCUCAGGCAGUAUCUAUUGUAAUCAGCGAGUUACCUACGGUGAUUGCAUGUUUGCCUCCCCCAAUUAAAUACUUCUUUUUUCUGUCUGAGAGAAAAAUGUCAAAAAACUUUGUUGAAUUGAAGAAAGCUAGCCUCCUUGUCUGGAACUUGAUUGUAAUUAUAUGUCAGAUAUUUGAGGAUGGAAACACUGUGGAACUUUUAACAGGUGCCUCCCUUGACAGAUGGAGUAAAGAGAAACUUGGUUUAAUCUGCUUGUGUUUGGAAAGUAUCAUGGGAAAGCAGACAAGUGACCCUAAUCAAAUGACUCAAAAGGUCAUACAGAUCAUUGAGCAGCAGAAACCCAACUGGAUUGAGAGCCAGUUGGUGAAGGCAAGGAAACUGAGCACCAAAUGUGCAUUUAUGACAAUGGAGAAAAGCACAGCCUUAGAAGAAGGAGAUAGUGCUCUUGAACUGACUGAGCAGAAAAUAAACAUGAUGGUCCUGGAUAUCUGCCACAAACCAGGUGGCAGCGAGUACCUGCGGCAAAUUUAUCACAUCAUGCGGCUCAAUGAGGAAUAUUUAAAAGAACAGCUGUUUUCUAUGAAUGGUUCAGAGGAAAAGCCAUUACCCAUCAGACCUUUAAAGACAACCUUGAGGAGUGUGGAAGAUCAGCCUUCUGCCUUUAACCCUUUCCAUGUGUACAAGGCAUUUAGUGAAAACAUGCUAGAUCAGUCAGCCAUCACAAAAUGGAGCUGGAAUUGGUCAAACUUGCUGCCAAAUUAUCUGGGACUGGAUAAGAUGACCUUCAGUGUACUGCUCAAAAACAGAACCCAAACCCUCUGUGAUGUUUUUCUGCAAAAAGUUUCAACAUUGGUGCAUCCACGAGUAGUUGUCAUAGACCCAUUGACUCAUUUUGGUUGAAGAUGAAAAGGCCAUUGACUGCUUUUUAGGCUUAUUGGUCACCAUAGAAUGUUUUUGUUUAUGUUGCUACAUCAGCGUAAAGACAGGAAAUUAUCUCUGAAGAUAUUUUCAUUAUGACAUAAUUAUGAGAAGGAUUUAAAUGUUUGCUAAAUAUAAUGAAAUAGUAUAACAAAUGUGAACAAUAAUUUUCACUUUCUUAACAUUUGUGAUAUUAUUAUUUCAGUACUUUUCUGUUGUGUUGUGUGUGAAACUAGUUAGGAUGUCCAUAGUGCUUUCUUAUGUUGUCAAUGAGACUCUCACCUUUAUGUACCCUGAGGGGCAGCCUUAAAUCUGAUUUUUCCCCCAAAAUAGGAGCUCUGGUGAAAAA
Messenger RNA from Lynx canadensis (Canada lynx), 4941 nucleotides. RefSeq names its product KIAA0825 ortholog. The transcript is spliced from 22 exons. NCBI's taxonomy places the organism in Eukaryota, Metazoa, Chordata, Mammalia, Carnivora, Felidae. The record is from RefSeq and is a predicted model, not a curated record. The coding region runs from base 756 to 4574 and encodes 1272 amino acids.